Anopheles coluzzii is the source of this 752-nucleotide messenger RNA. RefSeq lists its product as uncharacterized. Bases 134 to 634 code for a protein of 166 amino acids. The record is from RefSeq and is a predicted model, not a curated record. The transcript is spliced from 2 exons. Gene Ontology annotation, biological process: mitochondrial respiratory chain complex I assembly. NCBI's taxonomy places the organism in Eukaryota, Metazoa, Arthropoda, Insecta, Diptera, Culicidae.
AAACGUCAUCGCCACUAGGCACCCUGAGCGCUGUUUGACAUUUCGAGGUCCCCUCUCGAAAUUGCUGCAGAAACGUCAAGUUUUAGGUUGAAGUUACGUAAAAUUCGCCUUUUGCUCGAGGAAAUCACUAAACAUGAGCUUAAAGGCAAAUUACUACGACAAGCCGGAGGGCGACGACCUCUUCGGCAAGAUGAUCGCCACCAACAAGUACGCGCUGGCCGGCGGUCUCGGUUGGUCCACGGUCGAGGUGAUGAUGGUGUCGAAGCCGAAGGGCUACCUGCCCACCAUUGCCCGGUACGUGUACUUUACCGGUCCGUUCGUCGGAAUGGCCUCGGCCUUUACCGUCGGUGCGUACGCUGCCAACAAGCUGCGCGGUCGGGACGAUGCGUGGAACUAUGUGGCCGGUGCGUUCGCGGCCGGCGGUGUGUACGGUGCCUGGAAGCGAAACGUCGUGAGCGGACUGGUGGCCGGCCUGAUCUUCAGCGUGGCGGGCGCACUCAAGAAGCAGUCCGUCGAUGAGGGUUGGGAGUUCUUCCCCGAGGUGAAGCACCACGCCGUCAGCUCGAUCAAUCCGAACCGGUACGACUUCACGCUGACGCAGGAACGCGAACGAGGAUGGACGACCGGCAAGUGAGGUGGAGAGCGAUGUGCGAUGUGAGACGAGUGAACUACAAAACCCCCGGUUCUCGGUUCUGUUGUAAAGCAUCUUAGGCAAUAAAUACUGUGGAUACUACAGCCUGUUUACGAGCGGA